Messenger RNA from Aspergillus pseudotamarii, 318 nucleotides. RefSeq lists its product as uncharacterized. Lineage: Eukaryota; Fungi; Ascomycota; Eurotiomycetes; Eurotiales; Aspergillaceae. The transcript has 2 exons. The record is from RefSeq and is a predicted model, not a curated record. Bases 1 to 318 code for a protein of 105 amino acids.
AUGGCUGCGUUUGAUCACGAAGGGUUUUAUAAAACUGGCGACUACACUGAACGCAUUGGGAAUGACUACUUUUUCAAAGGCAGGGCUUCAUCUGAUUGGGUCCAGUUUCAUGAAUACACGAUAUCUAUUCUGGAGCUCGAGCGUUAUUUCAUGGAUCUUCCAUAUAUUUCUGAAGCCCACGUUCUCCCAGUGCCGGAUCGUGAGGCUGGUUGGUUGGUUGCAGCACUCGUUGAGGUUCAGAAGCCGAAUGCAACCGAACAAGACCACGGUAAUAUCAGCCUUCGGCGUAUACAUGAGGGCCUCGGUGUGCGAAUCUAG